UAGCGAUCACAGGCGAUCACAAUCGACGGUGACGUAGAGCUUCGAAUCUGGGCUGCGUAUCGUCUUGCACAACAAGAUAUUUCCAGGUUUCUGGUCUGCUCAGCUCAUUCUUUUCCUUUUCACCUACGUGUAUAUUGCACGAACAGCCUCCUCUCAGUAUCUCGCACCUCAGUCUGCCAAUUUCCUCGCAUCUCCCAUUCUGCCACCCACCAUGGCUCACAAGGUGCAGGAGACCAACAUGGACGUCGACUAUGUGGUUGUUUUCAGAGUACCAGACGACGACAAACAAACCGGGGCCGAACAAUUCCAAAAGCUCAUCCGUGCCCUCGCCGAAACUGGCCUAGCCACGGAGGUCCGACGCAAUGACGAGACGUCCUUGUUCAUCUUUGUGAAAGCCGCCGAUGAGAAGACCCUUACACAGGUGGUAUACAGAUCAAGAAUCAAGGACUGGCUACAUGGCAUCCGGCAGAUCCAACCCACCCAAGAUACCGCCCAGACACUCACCUCAGAACCAUUGACCGAAGCUGAAAGAUAUCGAAUGAUCCACCACAUGAUAUGCUGUCCGCGUGAGGAAGGUGGAGCUGGUAUAACACCCAAGCACGGCGAAUGGAAAGCUGUGGAAGCCGUCUUUCCUUUACACGAUCAUGCCAAGAACAAGAAAUGGUUGACCGAGUUCUCGCAAAAGACGUUUCUGACACCGGAAGAUCUGGACGAGGUCAGGAAUACUAUGGGUGAGAAGAUUGGCUAUUACUAUGCCUUCCUACAGACAUACUUCUCGUUCCUCAUCUUCCCUGCCGCUUUCGGAUUGUCCGCAUGGGUAUUGCUCGGAAACUAUUCAGCCAUCUACGCCAUCGUCAACGGCUUAUGGUGUGUCGUCUUUGUCGAGUACUGGAAACGUCAAGAGGAGGAACUGGCCAUCCGUUGGGGCGUCAAGAACGUUGGAAAAAUCGAAGACAAGAGGAGGGAAUUCAUCCCGGACAAGGUCAUAACCGACUCAAUUACUGGUGAACAGAUCCCAUAUUUCCCCUCAAAGAAACGACUGCAGCGACAACUCCUUCAGAUUCCCCUGGCCGCUCUCUGUGUCAUCGCCCUUGGAGCAGUCAUCUGCACCUGUUUUGCCAUCGAGAUCUUCAUUUCCGAGGUAUACAAUGGUCCGCUAAAGUCGGUCCUUGUGUUCCUUCCCACCAUCAUCCUCACGCUGGCCGUCCCUACGAUCACCAAUUACUUGACUCAAUUUGCCGAGCGCCUUACUUUCUACGAGAACUACGAAACUCAAGAUGCUCACGACAAGGCUAUGAUCUCCAAAGUCUUUGUCAUCAACUUCAUUACCUCUUAUCUGGGAAUCAUCCUGACGUCGUUCGUCUACGUCCCUUUUGCCUCUCUUCUUGUACCUUACCUCGACAUCUUCAGUCUGACGGUCCGACCAUUCGCCGAACACGAAAAGCAAUUUCAAACGCCUCCACCUGCUGCAUUCACGAUCAACCCCAACAGGCUCAAGAACCAAAUGAUAUAUUUUGCGGUGACGGCACAACUGGUCAACUUUGCUAUGGAAACUGUUGUGCCACUCGUGACACAGAAAGGCACCAAGAAGUACAAGGAGAUGCAAUCUGCUCGGGCCGAGAAAUCUGGCGGAGCAGCGCCUUCGAUAUCUGCAAACGAUCCUCCCGAGGAGAAGGAGUUCCUGACCCGUGUCCGGGAAGAGGCGGCCCUACCAGAAUACGACGUCACAAGCGACCUGCGAGAGAUGGUCAUCCAGUUUGGAUAUCUGGCCUUGUUCUCCGUCAUCUGGCCAGCGACGCCCGUGUCGUACUUUAUCAACAAUUGGAUCGAGCUGCGCGGUGAUACGUUCAAACUCACCAUGGAAAGUCGACGACCUAACCCUGCCCGCGCCGAUACUCUGGGCCCCUGGCUGGACAGUAUGGAGUUCCUCGCUUGGCUCGGCAGCAUCACCACCGCCGCUCUCGUGUAUAUGUUCAGCGGUGGCGACGGACCAGAUGGCAAGCCCCAUGCUAUUCGUCUCUGGGCACUUUUGCUCAGCGUUCUCCUUUCGGAGCACAUCUUCCUCGUUGUGCGCAUGGCCGUGCGCCACGCCAUUUCCAAGUUCGACAGCUCGGCCAUGCGCAAGGAACGCAGCGAGCGGUUCAUGGUGCGCAAGAAGUUCCUUGAGGAAGCGGGCCUUGCAGACGCCAUCAAGCCUGUCGCCUCGCCGCCCAAUAGUCCUCUCAAGACCGCGUCGGGUGAACAAGCGUUCACAAGCAUGAUCUCGAGGGAGAGUCUCGAGGAGGAUGCGAGAGCUGACAGUCUUACGACUGCCCGUCCGGCUGAUCACUUCUGGCACCAUCAGCGCACUUGGGCUGAGUCGGAGCGUGUUGGGAUUGGUAUGAUUGACCUUAUGGAUCUAAAGGGCAAGGGAGAGAAGAAGGCACAGUGAGGUAGUACGGCGGUACUUAGUUGGGAGUCUUUCAAAGAGAAACGAGUGGGAUGGUCUAUUCGUUCUAGGUCACGACAGUACUGGAAGACUGAUGACCAUGGAGGUCGUCUCUGACGCCACAAGGCUAUGACACGAGGUAUACGUAUGAGAUCAAUGAAUGAUGCAUGCAUUUGGCGGACCUUCUCCCACAACAGUGACAAUGUGGUGCUUCCUCCGUUCAAUGUGUCUACAAUGUCAGAGCCCAAUGGGGAGCCAUGUACGCCCUUUGACGGGCUUUUUGAUGG
Exophiala viscosa is the source of this 2715-nucleotide messenger RNA. Its product is annotated as calcium-activated chloride channel-domain-containing protein. Gene Ontology annotation, molecular function: chloride channel activity. Gene Ontology annotation, biological process: chloride transmembrane transport. The record is from RefSeq and is a predicted model, not a curated record. Bases 212 to 2431 code for a protein of 739 amino acids. The transcript has 3 exons. NCBI's taxonomy places the organism in Eukaryota, Fungi, Ascomycota, Eurotiomycetes, Chaetothyriales, Herpotrichiellaceae. Gene Ontology annotation, cellular component: cortical endoplasmic reticulum.